Suhomyces tanzawaensis NRRL Y-17324 is the source of this 1782-nucleotide messenger RNA. RefSeq names its product Dem1p (gene DEM1). NCBI's taxonomy places the organism in Eukaryota, Fungi, Ascomycota, Pichiomycetes, Serinales, Debaryomycetaceae. The record is from RefSeq and is a predicted model, not a curated record. Bases 1 to 1782 code for a protein of 593 amino acids. The transcript is spliced from 3 exons. Gene Ontology annotation, cellular component: mitochondrion; nucleus. Gene Ontology annotation, biological process: interstrand cross-link repair. Gene Ontology annotation, molecular function: single-stranded DNA 5'-3' DNA exonuclease activity.
AUGUCUUUCUCAUCGCCAUUCUUGUUAGAUCUCCACAGAUCGAUGUCAACGGUGUUUCUCCAGAGGAGGCUAACAUCCAAAGCUGGUUCCAACGGCAGUAGUGUCGCUCAUAAUGAUACGUUGACUGCCCUCUACCACAACUGGUCCCUCCCACCGACCCAAACGCUCCCCCUACAGAGUCCCCUCAGGGAUUCUCCGUAUCAGUUCCACUCAAAGACCAAUUCUGACCCAUCCUACAUCCAGACACCCAGGCUUGCAGUUACCAAAAUGCUCGUGGACCGAUGGUGUGAGUUGCGAGAGUAUUACGGAAUCUACUCGGGGUCCUUGAGUGUCAAGCCAUCCAAGGCCAUCGAAUUGGGUGUAGAAAGACAUCUGGAGUUGGAAGAGAUGAUGCACACAAAGGUGGACGUUUCUUCAUUGGAACAAACCGUUGAAGAGAUCUACACAGAAGUGGUACGAAGAGAAGAGUUGAUAUGCACAGAAGAACAGGGCGACCUGGUGUUUCCCGAUCCCCCGUGUCUGGAGCGACUCUCCGUAUCGGUCGAGGAGUUUGAGGACGCUGUGUUUGGAAGUGUGGGUGUCAGUGAUAUGGCAAGCCAAUGGUCGAAUCAAAUCAUAAAUCGUCUCUAUGCAUUAAUAACCACGUCCGAGGCGAGGGAGGUGUUGGUGCACUGCUAUGUUGACCUUACAAAGGGAAAAUUUAUUGAUAAUACCAGGAGCCUCUUGGCUGGCCAAACAGAUCCUGGUGUUGCCAAUCCUAGGAAGGUGCUUGUGAGCGGAAUUAUAGACCACCUCAGUUUAACGAACCAACAUGACCCCAGCGAUCUAUCUUUAUUCGAAGAAAUAAAAUGGAAUGAAGAAUAUAAUUGUGAUCAUGUUAUCAAUCAUACCUUACUAGUGGACAUCACCUCGUUCUUGAAAAGGACAGAGAAAUUACUUGGCGACCAUAAGGAUUCAUUUAAAGUCAGAACAACAGAUGUUAAAACCAGGUCCUACAACAAAAUUCCUCCUCAAAAGUCAGUUCUAGAAUCUGCAAAGUUUCAAACCAUUUACUAUCGAAAGAUGUUUGGAUUAUUGGCCACAGAGAACCGCGUGGAUGAGCAUUUUGGUUACAACAGUUUGUUGGAAAACGCCAGACAAAGAGGUCUCAACGUCGAUGAACCAAUAAAUAUGCUUACCAUUCUCGUGCUAUUACGCCAAAAUUUCAAGAUACUCUACAAAGACUUCGUUAAGUUAGCCAAAGGGGAGCCCAUUGGUCACGAGGCAUACGAUACUUUUAUGAGGGAAAACUCAUUUGAUUCCUACGACUUAUCUCAACUAGUGCAACUUGAACCUUUUGAGAAUCUCAGUUUGGCAGAGAAUUUUGAUUAUUGUGAACUUUUAACUAGUGACUUAAUCACAGCAUGGAAAUACCCCCCUACCUUGAGGUAUUUUGCGGCUCGUUCAGCCCAGUUUUACUCCCUUUUUCAAGAUUUGAUGGGCGAUGUUACUAGUGUGGAAUAUCACAACGUCAAAACGCAAAGAUGCUUUCAUACCAGCGAGUAUGCCUAUAAUUCAUCAGAACUUGAGAGCCAACUCCAAUCUGGAACUUCGUUCUGGAAUGGAGAACGGGCCCCUAUUUUUACCAACGAUCUUGACAAAUGUAAAUAUUGUGAGUUCAACAGCAGGUGCGCAGUUCCAAAUGGUAAGACUGACGACUCUGAUCAUAGGAAAAUCAUAGGACAAGAAAUCAGUCGGUUUCUUGAAGACAGGAAUAGGAUAGAACAAUCUGAAACAUCAUAG